Mesorhabditis spiculigera is the source of this 3141-nucleotide messenger RNA. NCBI's taxonomy places the organism in Eukaryota, Metazoa, Nematoda, Chromadorea, Rhabditida, Rhabditidae. The record is from the annotation of a GenBank genome assembly.
AUGGCACCGCCGAAUACGACGGGAAAAUAUUCACAGGAUGGCCCCGAUAUUGAGAGUCUCCUCGCCCUCAACCCAAAGGUGAACACCAACGCCAAAGCAGUGCCCAGCUACGAGACGAAAAAGAACAAACACAACUGGAAACGGAACUCGGACAAGGGAUGCAAUGGAUGCGGGCCCAAGCUUGACAAUGAUUUCCGCGACAUCAAGCAUACCACGUUGUCGGAGCGAGGAGCUUUGAGGGAGGCACUACGAUGCUUGAAAUGCGCAGAUGCCCCUUGCCAAAAGAGUUGCCCCACACAACUCGAUGUGAAGACCUUUAUUCAGAGUAUUUCGAACAAGAACUACUACGGUGCUGCCCGCCAGAUCCUUUCUGACAACCCUCUCGGUCUUACCUGCGGUAUGAUCUGCCCAACCUCCGAUUUGUGCGUCGGCUCUUGCAACCUUUUCGGCUCUGAAGAAGGGCCGAUCAACAUCGGCGGACUCCAACAAUUUGCUUGCGAGGUUUUCAAGCGCAUGAACAUCCGGCAAAUCGUCUCCAAGGAGGUUCGCGAUAGCCGAAAUGCUUCUCACGAUCAACCCAUUGCUCUUCUUGGAUGCGGCCCUGCUUCGAUCUCUUGCGCCUCAUUCAUGGCUCGUCUUGGUUACACCAAUGUGACGAUCUACGAAAAGCAGGAAUUCAUCGGAGGACUCAGUUCUUCGGAAAUUCCGCAAUUCCGCCUGCCAUAUGAUGUUGUCGAUUUUGAGAUCCAGAUGGCUAAGGAUAUUGGUGUCAAGAUUGUCACCGGAAAAUCUCUCCACAAGGAUGAUUUGACAGUUCAGAAACUGAAGGACCAAGGAGCCAAGGGUAUUUUCAUCGGUAUCGGAAUGCCUGAGCCUAAGAAGAUCGACAUUUUCGAGGGACUUGAUAUUGAACAUGGUUUCUACACCAGCAAGAAUUACUUGCCCUUGGUUUCGAAGGCUAGCAAGCCAGGAAUGUGCGGAUGCAAAUCGACGCAGUUGCCCUCGAUGAAGGGACGCGUGUUGGUGCUUGGCGCUGGAGAUACAGCUUUUGACUGUGCUACUUCAGCUCUGCGUUGCGGUGCCUCAAAGGUUACCGUUGUCUUCCGUAAAGGCUUCACCAGCAUCCGAGCGGUCCCUGAGGAGAUGGAAGCCGCCCGCGAGGAGAAGUGCGAGUUCAUGCCUUUCAUGGCCCCGCGAAAAAUCAACGUCAAGGACGGACGGAUUGUCAGCAUGCAAUUCGUCAAGACAGAAACCGAUGAUCAGGGCAACUGGUAUGAGGACGAAGAGCAGAGCCUGACCCUCAAGGCCGAUUGGGUAAUCUCUGCUUUCGGCUCAACCCUGAUUGAUAAGGAUGUCGUCUCUGCCUUGGAUGGCGUGAAGUUGAACCGAUGGGGACUGCCUGAAGUCGAUAAGGCUACUCAGGGAACUUCCGACCCUGGUGUCUUCGUUGGUGGAGAUAUUGGCGGUGUAGCUGAAACCACCGUCGAAUCUGUCAAUGACGGAAAGGUUGCCGCCUGGCAUAUGCAUCGUUAUCUCCAAUCCCUGCAUGGUAAUGAGGUGCCCUACGAGCCUAAGUUGCCGCUUUUCUUCACGCCUAUCGACGAGGUCGAUAUCUCGGUCGAAAUGUGCGGUAUGAAAUUCGAGAACCCGUUCGGAUUGGCUUCUGCCCCGCCGACUACUACUGGACCUAUGUGCCGCCGUGCCUUCGAGCAAGGAUGGGGUUUUGUAUUGACCAAAACGUUCGGUCUGGACAAGGACCUCGUUACCAAUGUUUCCCCUCGUAUUGUCAGAGGCUCAACCAGCGGACCAGUUUAUGGGCCAAACAUGAGCUCGUUCCUCAACAUUGAGCUGAUCUCCGAAAAAUCGGCCGCCUACUGGUUGCAGUGUGUGAGGGAGCUGAAGAGGGAUCAUCCUACCAAGAUUGUUAUUGCCUCGGUUAUGUGCACUUUUAAUGAGGCUGACUGGCGGUUGAUUUGCAAGCAAGCCGAGGAUGCAGGAGCUGAUGCUUUGGAGUUGAACUUGUCUUGCCCCCAUGGAAUGGGUGAAAAGGGUAUGGGUCUUGCUUGCGGACAAGAUCCCGCGAUCGUUAAGCAGAUUUCUGCAUGGGUCCGUGAUACGGUCAAGAUUCCAUUCUUCCCCAAAAUGACGCCAAACAUUACCGAUAUCCGAGCAAUUGCUCGUGGAGCCAAGGAAGGUGGUGCUGAUGGAGUUACUGCCACCAAUACUGUAUCGACCCUCAUGCACAUGCGGGCUGAUGCCACCGCUUGGCCUCAAGUUGGAUCCGACAAGAGAACCACUUACGGAGGUAUGUCCGGAUCUGCUAUCCGCCCAAUUGCCCUCAAGGCUGUCUCGGCCAUCGCUAACGACUUGCCUGGCUUCCCGAUCCUCGCCACAGGAGGUAUCGAGUCGGCAGACACUGGUCUCCAGUUCUUGAACGCUGGAGCCUCAGUGCUUCAAGUCUGCUCUGCUGUUCAGAAUCAGGACUUCACCGUCGUCCAAGAUUACUGCACAGGAUUGAGGGCCUUGCUUUACCUCAAGGGCAUCAAAUCGCUGCGAGGCUGGGACGGCCAAAGCCCUCCUAUCACCAAGCAUCAGCGAGGCAAGCCGCUCUUGCUCGAGAACUCGCAUCUGCCCAACUUUGGAAAGUUCCGCGAUGAGCGCGAGAAGCAGGAGCAGGAGGUGCUCUCAAGGGCCAAUUUGCUGGAGACAAAUGGCACUCAUUUUGCAUCCCGGCCGGAUAAUCAGCCUGACAAGGUGUAUUCGAUCAAGGACAUAAUCGGGGAUGCUUUGCCCAGAAUUGGACCAUAUGUUACUUUGGAUAACAAGGAGCAGAAGAUUGCCAUUAUCGAUGACGAUAUGUGUAUCAAUUGUGGCAAGUGCUACAUGACCUGUAACGAUUCUGGAUACCAGGCCAUUUCCUUCGACAAGGUGACCCACUUCCCACAUGUCAACGAAGACGAUUGCACCGGAUGUACGCUAUGCUACAGUGUAUGCCCGAUCCCAGAAUGCAUCGAAAUGGUCCCAAGGAAAGGAUGGAAGGCGCCGAUGCGUGGUAUCCUCCCGGAGUUCGAGCCCGGCACCCCAGACGUCGUCAAGGUCGACAACAAGGGAAAGAUCGUCUUGGACCCCAACUCUCCUUAU